AUGGAGUUCUUUUUUUACUAUGUUUUAAAAAGAUUACUUAGGUUUUAUAAAAACUAUAAAACCACCAACAAAAAUAUAUAAUUAACCAAUAUCUCUAGAAUUAGAUCUAUCGAUUAUUAAGAAUAUAUAAAAAUAAGUAUUUUAUAACAAAAUUAAUAUGGAGUUGUAUCCAUAUCAAACUCCAUACUACCUAAAAAUAAAUCAGAUUUUUAUAUUAUAUCGAUAUGGAAUGCUACCUAAAGAGAUGGCAAACAUAGGUUAUUUGGAUAAGUUUAAGAGGGUUUUGAAAUUCUAUAAUAAAUAAAUAGAAUUCAUAUAGAUGAUGUAGGCAAACCAUUUUUUAAUAUUAGAAUAAAGGAUACUUAUAGUAUCGAUGAAGCUUUUGAAGAUUCACCUAAAAUCAUCAAGAUCUCCAUUUUCUAAUAUAGAAAAUCUUAAUUAAAAAAAAGAAGAAUAUUUAUUUUUUAAACUAAAUAAAAUAAGGUAGCCACUACAUAGAAAAUUUAGGAGAUAUACCUAUUUCAUAAUGAUAUCUAUCAUAUUGUCAAUUUAUAAUUGUCUUUAUUAAAAAAAGCUAAAAAAAUGAAUUGA
Molecule: messenger RNA, 591 nt
Organism: Paramecium pentaurelia
Lineage: Eukaryota; Ciliophora; Oligohymenophorea; Peniculida; Parameciidae
Source: the annotation of a GenBank genome assembly